GUAGGGCUGGAUGGCAUCCCUUCAGCCUCGCCCAAUUGCAUCAUUUUAAACGAAAUCAGAGGCUUAGACACGCAAAAAAAUCAUUCACUCGACGGGAGAACCUGCUCGCAUCAAUCAAAUUGCGAUAUUUUUUUUUACAGUUGCAUCGGAAACAAGGAGACUCCAACGAGCAUGAAAGCAAUGGCCGAAACGACGACGACGACAGAGGAUGUUUAUGAUGAUGCUUAUGAGGAGAAACAGGGCCCGAAAUCUCCAGCACAAAUCGUAUGGAGAAACGUUUUAUUAAUGACUCUAUUGCACAUAGGAGCUCUUUAUGGAUUGACGCUUCUUCCAUCUGUCUCUUUCUUAACACUCAUAUGGACGGGAGUGUGUUUCAUGGUAAGUGCUCUUGGAAUAACCGCCGGCGCCCAUCGCCUUUGGAGCCACAGGUCCUACAAAGCCUCAUUGCCAUUACGAAUCUUCCUAGCGGUUGCAAACUCUAUGGCUUUUCAGAAUGAUGUCUAUGAGUGGGCCAGAGAUCAUCGUGCCCACCACAAGUUUUCUGAGACUGAUGCGGACCCACACAAUGCCCGCAGAGGAUUCUUCUUUUCUCACAUCGGUUGGUUGUUGGUCCGCAAACACCCAAAAGUUAUUGAGAAAGGACGUAAGCUGGAGCUCACUGACCUUAAAGCAGAUUGGGUUGUAAUGUUUCAGAGAAGGCACUACAAGUUAUCUGUGAUGGUGAUGUGCUUUCUCUUCCCCAUGCUUGUACCGUGGUACUUUUGGGAAGAGAGUCUUUUGACCAGUUACUUUGUCCCUUGUCUGUUGAGAUACACUGUGGUCCUUAAUGCGACCUGGCUGGUCAACAGUGCAGCUCACAUGUGGGGAAUGAGGCCCUAUGACAACAGCAUCAAUCCCAGAGAGAACAAGUUUGUUGCCUUCAGUGCCAUUGGUGAAGGAUUUCACAACUAUCAUCACACAUUCCCCCAUGAUUAUGCUACAAGUGAGUUUGGCAGUCGGCUGAACCUGACCAAAGCGUUUAUCGAUCUUAUGUGCUUCUUUGGGCUGGCCAAGGAUUGCAAGAGGGUAACUCAUGAGACCAUCAUAGCCCGCGUUCAACGCACCGGUGAUGGCAGCCACAAAAGUGGUUGAUUUGAUCAUUGCAUAUCAAAAACAAACAAACAAAACAAACAAAAAAAAAGGUUAUAAGCCAACAUAUACAAAAGCAUUUCUUAGUGUGCAGUGAAGAUUGAUCUGUAUACACUCUCAUAUGAAAUAAGAAGCUCUAGAGUGUGUUGGACUAAUAUGUGUUCUUAAGAAUUCUUUCCUUUUCAUGACUGUGGGGGAUAAUUAUUGGAGAUGGUAAAGGCCAUAGAUUGGGAGGAUCAUAAUUAUGUCUCAGUCUGCCUCAAGAGGCAAGAGAUGGUACUUCACUAGUUAAACAGCCAUGUGCCUCAUUACAGCCCCUCUCAUGAAUAGGUUUCUCUGGCUUAGCAGUUAUGGUUCUGAUAAAAAAAAAAAAAAAUCAUUCCAGAGAGCUAUGCAAGCUGUAAAAUUAAGUUAAGCUAUUAAUAUAUUGGCACUACAUUUUCUUAGGUGAUACACCUAACAGUGUGCACAACUUAUCAUCAGUGAUAAGUUCUGUUUCGAAUAGUUUUGUUAGUACUGACAGUAUGCCUAUACAUGUAAAUACAUCU
Rhinichthys klamathensis goyatoka is the source of this 1676-nucleotide messenger RNA. RefSeq names its product stearoyl-CoA desaturase b (gene scdb). Gene Ontology annotation, molecular function: stearoyl-CoA 9-desaturase activity; iron ion binding; palmitoyl-CoA 9-desaturase activity. Bases 172 to 1131 code for a protein of 319 amino acids. Gene Ontology annotation, cellular component: endoplasmic reticulum membrane. Lineage: Eukaryota; Metazoa; Chordata; Actinopteri; Cypriniformes; Leuciscidae. The transcript has 6 exons. Gene Ontology annotation, biological process: response to fatty acid; unsaturated fatty acid biosynthetic process. The record is from RefSeq and is a predicted model, not a curated record.